Messenger RNA from Chenopodium quinoa (quinoa), 1151 nucleotides. Its product is annotated as exonuclease V, chloroplastic-like. Gene Ontology annotation, molecular function: single-stranded DNA 5'-3' DNA exonuclease activity. The coding region runs from base 119 to 949 and encodes 276 amino acids. Gene Ontology annotation, cellular component: nucleus. Lineage: Eukaryota; Viridiplantae; Streptophyta; Magnoliopsida; Caryophyllales; Amaranthaceae. The record is from RefSeq and is a predicted model, not a curated record. Gene Ontology annotation, biological process: interstrand cross-link repair. The transcript is spliced from 8 exons.
AACUCAAAGUCCCAAGAAAAAGAAGAACAAAGUUUCUGAAUCCCUUUUGAAUAAAUAUAGGAAGAAUAGGGGAUUGUCUGUCACUGAUUUGACAUCUACGGAAUGGUGUGAAAAACAAAUGGAGUUCCUUCUCACUUAUGGUAGGCCAGAAAAGACAAAAGCUAUGAAAGCUGGGAUUGCUCGGCAUGCCAAGUUAGAGGAAGAGGUAUCAAAAAAAGUAGAAGUACGUGUUGAGACACUUGAAGAUAUAUGGGCUUUGAAGUUUAUAAAUUUUAUCAUCUGUGCAAACCAACUAUUGUUUGACGGUUUAACACGAGAAAUCCCUGUAGUUGGCCUUGUUCAAGGUGUAUGGAUGGUGGGAGUGAUUGAUGAACUCCGGAUGCCUGAUGAUGGGGAAAAAAGGAAGUUAACAUUAGUUGAUACAAAGACGCGUGGUCAGCCAAGGCUUCCUGCUGAACCACAAUGCAGAAAUGGAAGGCUACAAUUGAAGUUCUAUAAGCGUUUGUGGGACAAUAUGGUCUCUAAUAACUUUCCUUCUAAACAAUUUUAUGAACAUUUUUCCAUGGAUCCUGAACACAAAUUAUCUGAUGAAGUGAAGAUGAAUGCCGCUGAUUCAGGUUUCCCUGCUGAGACACUUGGAGAAGUUGUAGGAUACCUCAAUAAUGUUUGUUCUGCACUACCGCCUGCUCACGAUCAGCUUCUCUUGAGAUAUGAACUUCAAGAGGAUAACUCAUUGAUCGGCGAGGUUAAGUUCAGUUACGAUGAGGACUGGCUUAAGGCUCAAUUGCACAGCAGCCUUGAGUUCUGGAGGGGUGAGCGAGAAGCCAAAUAUGUUCCAGAGAUGGAGAAGUGGAAGUGUCGAUUUUGCCAAUACGCAACUGUCUGUCCACAAACUCAAACUCAACUCGAAACUGAAUCAAAUUCUCAAUCUAGCUCACAGAACAGCUAAAAGCUCAGAGUUAUUUCUUGGGUGCAAAUAUAGGCAAAAAUACAUGUGCUAAGGAAGUAGUACUUUGAAAUCUGCUAGGAUAUCAAGCAAAUGUUGUACUUAAUCAUAAUUAUUGUUAUUAAUUAGCUAGGUGAUUCAUUCUUUGUAAAGCACAAUUAUGUAAUUUAAUCUUGUAUCUUUAAAAUUGGUGCUCUUGCGCUCA